This is a messenger RNA of Megalops cyprinoides (Indo-Pacific tarpon), 2091 nucleotides long. RefSeq names its product N-alpha-acetyltransferase 30, NatC catalytic subunit (gene naa30). Gene Ontology annotation, cellular component: NatC complex. Bases 181 to 1425 code for a protein of 414 amino acids. Gene Ontology annotation, molecular function: protein-N-terminal amino-acid acetyltransferase activity. Gene Ontology annotation, biological process: N-terminal peptidyl-methionine acetylation. The record is from RefSeq and is a predicted model, not a curated record. Lineage: Eukaryota; Metazoa; Chordata; Actinopteri; Elopiformes; Megalopidae. The transcript is spliced from 4 exons.
AGGGAAGACGAGGGGAGCGAGUCGGGCAACUGCUAGAGGAGACACGAGAUCGUAGACUGGAAAUCGCUGAUAAAUUGAACGUUAGCACCGGAGGACUGGCACUACAGCCACACGCCAGUUGCUGUGGGAUAUACCGGUCUUGAUUAUUUUUCAUCCUAAUUUUUCCCUGAAUGAAGCGGGAUGGCUGAAGUGCCGCCUGGGCCUAGCGCGUUGCCUGCAUCCCCGGCCGAAAUUAUUCUCUUCCCCGGGGGUGGCUGCGCUGUACCCGGGGAGGGGGAAGAGCGAGGCUGUGGGCGAGGAGAUACAUUGACUCCCGGGACAGGACAGCAACAACAAGUAAGUGAGGGGAAAGGGACGAGCAAAACGAACCAGAAUCAUCUAUACCCCCACUCAGUGGCUCUCAAUUUCCACACACAGACACAACAACAACUCAACGGUUUAAUCAGCUCUGCGGAGGACGGCCUCCUUUUCAGCCAUCAUACCCGUACGCACAGCCACCUCCACCACCCGGCUCAUAGACCCCCUGACAGCCAGAGAGGGCCAGGCGAGCACUGUGACAGCGCCUGUGAAGCCCCGGCCGGGAGUCCAGAGAACAACAACUUCAACGACUUAAACAGUCGCGAUUACCAACAGGAAUACAACCCGCUUGCACAGCAGAAUCAUUCUCAUUCAAACAACAACAGCAUCAACAGUAUGCUAACGAUGGCCAGAACCGAGGCCAGUCCCAGUCAGCUCGCCGGAGAGGAGAUGGUCAGGAAAGGUGACCACAGCAGGACUGAACCGCGGCCUUCCCCCGAUGACCCUCCCGACGGGGGGACGGUGGGAGCCGGGGAAGGCCCCGGAACGCAGCGGGCUGGAGUUGAGCCGGCAGCGGCGCUUGACGCCGCGGCUGACCUGCAGACACCUGUGUCGGAAAUGGCGAGGUUAGACCUCAACAGCCAACCCGAAGGAGCAGAGGAGGGAGACGCGGCGAUCCAGUACGUGAGAUACGAGUCUGAAUUGCAGAUGCCGGACAUCAUGAGGCUGAUCACUAAGGACUUGUCGGAGCCCUAUUCCAUUUACACCUAUAGGUACUUCAUUCACAACUGGCCUCAGCUCUGCUUUCUGGCCAUGGUGCGGCAGGAAUGCGUGGGGGCCAUCGUGUGCAAACUGGACAUGCACAAGAAGAUGUUCCGCCGGGGCUACAUCGCCAUGCUCGCCGUGGACUCAAAGUACCGCCGGAAAGGCAUCGGUACCAAUCUGGUGAAGAAGGCCAUCUAUGCCAUGGUGGAGGGGGACUGUGACGAGGUGGUUCUGGAGACGGAGAUCACAAACAAGUCGGCCCUGAAACUGUACGAGAACCUGGGCUUUGUGAGGGACAAACGGCUCUUCCGAUACUAUUUAAACGGGGUGGACGCACUGAGACUCAAACUGUGGUUGCGCUAGCCACACCCUGGCCCCUCCCACCCCAGAGCCCCUCCCUCCCUUCCCCCUGUUUUGCCUCUCCCUCCUGGACGCAAUUUGGAGAAACAAGUUUCUUCUUACUGGGAGCGGGGAGACAAAAAAAAACAACAUACAGGCCAACAGACAACAAACAAGAAUGAGUAAAAACAAAAAAAUGAAAUGAAACAAAUGAAAAAACUGCAAAGAAUUCAAAGUAUAUAUUAAAAGAGAGAGAGAUUAUUGAAUUGAGUGGGCACCCAGGUGUUUGCUGUUCCUGCUGCUGCCCUUAGUACGGAUCUUGGGGGGCGGGGUUCGGUUGCCGGACUUGUCUGAUGUCACCUGGCAGAGUGCGGGAGGACCCCCUGACCCCCACCUUGUCUCCACGCGCUGUUUGAGUGACGUCCCAGGACCCGGCAGGCCGGACCGCCUGCCCGACCUCCCAUCAAACCCGGCCGGCAACAAGACAAAACCACAGGCUCCCCUCUGAGUCUAUUUUUUACACACAAUAAUUUUAGACAGAGGAGCGCUAAACCUAAAACACCUAGAGAACAGAAACGAUGCCUAUGAAAAUCUGCUAUUUGUGGAGUUUAUUUUUAUUGUAUUCUUUUCCCUUUUAUCUUGUGUUGAAAUGGAGUGUGUGAGGGUGAGGAUGUGUGUACAAUGAUUCGG